Molecule: messenger RNA, 1401 nt
Organism: Cladophialophora psammophila CBS 110553
Lineage: Eukaryota; Fungi; Ascomycota; Eurotiomycetes; Chaetothyriales; Herpotrichiellaceae
Exons: 1
Coding region: 1-1401 (466 amino acids)
Cellular component (GO): TRAPP complex; Golgi apparatus
Source: RefSeq, a predicted model, not a curated record
AUGGCUUCAGCACACCACAGCCGUAAGCCGUCAAGUCGAACACUUCCUCGAAGAACCACCAAAGGCCCGCUGGAUGCACCAACCGACCUUUUAUCUCUAUCUGCGACAUCCGUGACAUCUCCUCAGAACUCUACGGUACCUGGGUCGCCUGGAAAAGAAACCAAUGAGGCCAUAGCAGUAGCAACGGGUGCAGCCACCCAACGACCUGCAGCACCAAAUGUCCAGCAGGAAGCCUCUCCGGCUCCAGGCUUACCUGCAUCUGAGGAAAGGGACCUCUCAUUCCUCCUCGAUGCUUCAAUAUACCAUCCCCUUUCUCAACUCGAAGUCCCUGGCCCCUUCCGAAAACCAUUCCUCCCGCCGCCGAACGCAGAAACGCCCCUCAAAGCCUCCAUGCAGCAAUUAGAUUCGCUCCUCUCUCAAUGCGACUUUCUCCGGGCCGCCCAGCUAGCGGCUUCGAUCUUAGUUUCCGGCACCGUGCGGCCUACAGACGCAAAGUCAAUUUUCCGCUUGCUGGAGAUUAGGUAUUCGUGUCUCGAACUUUCAGGGAAUUUGCUGUUUGCUGCACAAGAGGCAAAGGCGUUGGAAGAUUUGAGUUCCGGGUUCUACUACGAUGAACCAAACCCAGAGAGGGGGGCAGAUGAUGAUCUAGUGGGCGGACAGAAAGUUCCGAGCCAUAUAAUGCCCUUCCCGCUGCGCCUGCAAGCGCUCAGGCUGCAGAGCAUCGGUUUCUCGGAUCCAAGGAGGGGCGUCUCUACACUUUACGAUGUUGGGCUAGAGUGCAGAGAACAUUUAUCUGCUCUUAGUACAUCAUCCGAGCAGAGGAGCCUGUGGACAGAGAGGCUUUGUGAAGUGUCAAUUCGGGUCGUGAACGCUUUGAUUGAGAUGGGAGAUGUCGAUUGCGCUGCCAGAACGCUUGCGGGUAUGAAACCCGCAACCGAUGAGCAUCUGGCACAUUGGACAUCCAGAAUGAUUCUGCUGAAAGUCAAGAUGGGUGACGUCGCCGGAGCCGAGAGGUUGAUUGAAUCUGGAAGCCUUGGUCCGCAGGACAAGCUUGUGCUCAAAUCUCUUCUCGCGAUUGCUGACGGUCGAUACGACGAUGCCAUGAAGGGCCUGUCCGAAAAUGGAGCGACCGCCGAUCCAGAUCUGGCAGCGCUCGUGGAACAGAACCUCGCAGUUGCGUAUCUGUAUCAGGGUGAGGUUCGGAAGUCCAGGCAGCUUCUGGAAAAGCUCGUCAAUGAUGGACAUUCUUUCCAGACACUGACAAUCAACCUUGCCACUGUCUACGAUUUGACUUCGGAUAGAUCGCGCGAAUUGAAAACCUCGAUGGUCUCGCAAAUUGCUAGUCAUCGGAGACAUCCCGACCGUAUGCGCGCGUACGUGAAUGCCGACUUCAAGCUAUAA